AAGUAGGAUGGCCAAAAAUGGUUGAAGAAUGCAGAGUGAAUAGAUAGAUAGCAUUGAUGGUUAGUUAGUUAUUAGAGAAACGCUAAGAAGAAGGAGAAGGAGUGAGUGACGAACGAUGGCUCCUCUUGGCAUUUCCACUCUCUAUUUACUCUCUUACAACUCUCUUCAGGCCAUUGGAUGGACGGUUUCGUUGACGAAAAUUGUGUUCAAUCUUGUCUCCACUGCCUCCAUCAAUGGCACUUAUGCUUCUGCCGGCCAAUUAAUAAUUUUUCUGCAAUGUGCUGCAUUCUUGGAAGUUAUACACGGAGCCAUUGGCCUUGUGCCGAGUGGAGUGUUGCUUCCUCUGAUGCAAUGGGGAGGAAGGACUCAUUUUGUGCUUGCCCUUGUUGCUAAACUUGAUGAGGUCCAGGAGUUAACUUCAAUUUUUAUUACUUUUCUUGCAUGGAGCAUCAGUGAGGUCAUUAGAUAUUCACAUUAUGCUUUCAGUUGCUUGGGAAAUUGUCCUUCUUGGAUCACAUAUCUCAGGUACACUGCAUUCAUUGUGCUGUAUCCUUUGGGAGUGGGUCCUGGAGAAAUAUGGGCUAUGUACCAGGCGCUUCCAAUUAUAAAGAAGAAGAAUCUCUAUGCAGAUUCCUUUUCAAGCCUCCCAUUUAGUUAUUAUGAUUUCCUUAGGGUUGUGCUUAUAGUUUAUCCAUUCCUCUGGCUCAAACUUUACCUCCAUCUGUUCAAGCAGCGGCGUGCGAAACUUUAUAGACAACAUGACAAGAAAAGAUGAGGAGCCUUACUCCUGGUUUUUUAUAUUUUGUUGAACUUUUGAACUUGUAAUUUUAGUUCCAAAGAAAACUUUCUGUACUUGGCACUGGAGAUGCUCAUUCUGAAACUUAUUGCAUCUGAAGUCUUUCCUUUGAAUGGAUAUUGUGCCAAAUAAUGGAAUUGUAGCUUUCAUUUGCGAUUAAGAUUGUAGGAGAAGGAAGAAAGAUGGUGGUGAUUUGUAAUGGAGUGCCUACAUUUGUAUUGAUGUGUCCAAUGACUUGUAUUGGUUAAUAAUGUGGGUUAGUUAGCUUCUGAAA
Molecule: messenger RNA, 1070 nt
Organism: Lotus japonicus
Lineage: Eukaryota; Viridiplantae; Streptophyta; Magnoliopsida; Fabales; Fabaceae
Exons: 9
Coding region: 116-775 (219 amino acids)
Biological process (GO): very long-chain fatty acid biosynthetic process; sphingolipid biosynthetic process; fatty acid elongation
Cellular component (GO): endoplasmic reticulum membrane
Molecular function (GO): 3-hydroxyacyl-CoA dehydratase activity
Source: RefSeq, a predicted model, not a curated record